Molecule: messenger RNA, 522 nt
Organism: Acanthosepion pharaonis
Lineage: Eukaryota; Metazoa; Mollusca; Cephalopoda; Sepiida; Sepiidae
Source: the annotation of a GenBank genome assembly
AUGCAAAUCCUAAUUUUUAUUUAUCUCAUACCAUAUUUUGUCUUCAGUUCUGUUUUUAUCUUCCUCCUUUUUCUAACCAUCUCCAUUUCUUUUGAUUUUCAUUUCCUUUUUCUAUUUCCUUUUAUUUUCCUUACCCCUACUCAUUAUUUGUUUCUACCUUUGUUCCUGCACCUCAUUCUUUCCUGUCACCAAUAUAUUUCUCUGUACUAUCCAUUAAUCAUUCACUUUCUUUUAUCUUUGUUUCUCUCUCUGAUUUCUUCACUUCACUUUCUUUCUACCAUUCUUUCAAAUAAUUUUCUGUUUCAUUUUUUUAUUUGUCAUCCUUUCUUUUACAUUCUUAUUCUUUCUGUUUCUACUAUUUUUAUCUCUCUACCAUUCUUUCAUAUUUUUUUCUCUCUUUUAAUUCUUCCCAUAUUGUUCCUUCACUCUCUUUUUUACAUUUCUUUAUCCCUUAUCCCAUUUCUUUCUGUUUUAAUUUUCUUUAUUUUAUCUUCAUCCUUUCAAUAUCUUGUUUCCUCUUAA